Nerophis lumbriciformis (worm pipefish) is the source of this 1382-nucleotide messenger RNA. It is a transcript of the gene ccdc90b, whose product is annotated as coiled-coil domain containing 90B. The record is from RefSeq and is a predicted model, not a curated record. Gene Ontology annotation, cellular component: mitochondrion. NCBI's taxonomy places the organism in Eukaryota, Metazoa, Chordata, Actinopteri, Syngnathiformes, Syngnathidae.
UCACUAGGCGUUGAUAAAAAGAGCUUUGAGCAAGGAAACUCCCAGCGCUAACGCUGGAAACCAGCUUCCACUGUCUCCCGCGGUGGCCACCAUGACACUUCCUGGUUGUGUUUUUGGAUGGAAAACUUUAUUGACAAUGGACGGUGCAUUACAACGACUCAGUAAAUGGAAGACGGUUGGCAACAAAUGCACCACGGAGACCACAUACUAUUCUUGGUGUAAUAGAAUAUACCUGUCGGCGUUGUUUGAAGAUAAUAUGUAUAUAUAAUACACUCAAGCGUUUUUCACAAAUUGACGGCAUGACACAUGAGAUAAAAACGCUUUCUUAAAUAAUGUUUGACGAUAGAAGUUCAAUUUUCCGACAGUACCAGAAGGCAUCACAAGACUCCCACUCUUCUCGCCUUGACGCUGCAUCCGGUUUGCGAUUAAACAAGGGUCUUUACUGGGCCCACAGGAGUUAUUUAACAAACUUUAUCGAUUUGAGUAACGUUUACGUUACAUUUAAAGCCAAGAAGAGCCGAAUGAACACUCUUAUGCGAAGAUGGAAGCUACGGCAGCUUGCAAAUUGGAGAGCUAUCCAGGUUGGGACAGCAGUGGCGACCUUUGACCUGAGGAAAGUGGAAUUAACCCCCCUGGAACAGCGGAAGCUUACUUUUGACUCGCAUGCCAUGGUGACCCAGCUGGCAAGUAGCGGUUUCGAGAAACGACAGGCCGAGCUCAUCGUCUCCGCUCUGGUGACUUUGACAACGGCCAACAUGGAUAUUGUUUAUAAAGACAUGGUGACCAAGUUGCACCAGGAAAUUGCCCUGCAGCAGAUAAUGGCCCACCUGGACGCCAUCAGGAAGGACAUGGUGAUCCUGGAGAAGAGCGACUUUGCCAACCUGCGAUCUGAGAACACGAUGAAGCGGGAACUGGAGCAACUGCAUAAUCGACUGAAGGAAGAGAGUCUAAAAGUGCGGGCGGAAUCCAAACUGGAUAUCAACCUGGAGAGCAGCCGCAUCUCUGACAUGUUUACAGAGCAGGACACGAAGCUGAUGGAGGCUAGCACAGAAUUCCAUCAAAAAAAAGCCGACCUGGAUCACAACAACAUGGAGAUCAGCAAGAAGAUGGACCUGCAGGUGGCUUCACUUAAAACGGUCCUGGAAUCACUCAAGCUGGAGACCAUUCGUUACCUCGCAGCAACUGUGUUCUCCUGCCUGACCAUUGCUCUGGGUGUUUACUGGUUAUGGAGGUGAAGCUUUGAAAGUGUACAUGUCGAUUAAAAGUAGCGGCAGGGAAAAGUUAUUACAUUUUCAAUCAAAGACUGCUCUCUUACUGACAUGCAUGUUGCUUAUGUUUGAAGUUUGUUUUUUUAAGUAAAAUCUAUGAACUAGUUCCUUCCC